AAGAUAAUUAGAAUUCGACCGUACAAAUUGUGAUAUCUUCGCAAAAAAUUAAAAAAUCCAAAGAUGGCCUUAUCAAAACCUAUUAUGAAUUUGGUAGCUUCAUAUUUGCAAAAUUUAUAUUUGCAUCCCAUUAGAACGAAGUCCAUAUCGAGCUGCGUGAUUGGAGCGACUGCCAGUGUUGCUUCACAAGUAGUCGCUGGUGAAUCACUCCGUCUCGACCCCGUGUUGGCAUUUGGACUCUAUGGUUUACUCUUUGGAGGAACCCUGCCGCAUUACUUUUAUGAAUUAUUGGAGCGAAUUUUCUCAGAAGAUGUAGUAGCAUAUCCAUUGGCAAAGAAGCUUUUAUUUGAAAGAUUAAUCUAUGCGCCAUUGAUCCAAGCAUUCUCUCUCUACACAUUGGCAAGAUUCGAGGGCAAGAACCAUAAAGCUGCAUUGAAACAGCUGUAUGCACUAUACAUGCCUGUCUUAGAAGCCAAUUGGAAGUGGUUGACUCUUUUCCAAGUUGUUAACUUGGCGUUUGUGCCACCUAUGUUGCGAGUACUCUUCAUGAACUUAGUAGGAUUUGGUUGGGCCAUGUUCUUAGCGACCAAGAGACGGCAGCAAGGUCAGAGGAAGGAGAACUAAGUACUGAUAAUGAUUAUUCGAAGGUGGUGGAUAGAUCACAAAUUUUUAAUUACUUUCAAAAGUUAUAAUUCAUAUUUUGCUAAUCAGCUUUUAGUUCACAAUGUCGCAUGUUUAUUACAACUGUUUUAUGACGUUCUUGGAGGAGGUGGAAGGUUAUAUUACAAUGUAAUGCUUGUAUAGUACUUACUUUUGUUGUGUAUGCUAUACAAUAUACAUCAUGCAUCUUUGGUUUCGCGCUUUGCUUUAGUGAAUAAAAUAUAACUGCAAACAAUAAGUGUUGCUGUACAGAAUAAUUAUAACUUUUGAAAUACGUCUCGUAAACAUCAUACCUUAUUUAGAAAUCGGAAUUGCAUAUUUAUUUUGUACACUUUUUAUAUUUGCACAAUAAAUGUAAGAGUAAUUUAAAUGUGGGAUAUAGGGAAUGUGAUAUGUUCUGCCUUCAUCAUAACUAACGCAAUCAACUUUUUUUAACGAAAUACAUAUCUGGAAUCAGUGAAACGAAAUCGGAUUUUUAUAUCUUAUUUAGUUUCAGUUUUAUGUUAAGAGUCGAUAUUGCCUCAACUCGAAUUCAAUUUCUUCCCAUACUAAUACGGUUCAUUUUUCUUGGGUACAGCGGCAGGGAUACUGACUUUAUUUCAGAAUUUAUUUUUUUAACAAACCAAAUUAAAACCAUUUCAAAAAUAUAUGUCAUAUAUCGUGUUCUGUUUAGUUCAGAUGAUAUAAAAAAGCUUUAUAU
This is a messenger RNA of Hyposmocoma kahamanoa, 1360 nucleotides long. RefSeq names its product PXMP2/4 family protein 3. Gene Ontology annotation, cellular component: membrane; cytoplasm. The transcript has 4 exons. The coding region runs from base 64 to 624 and encodes 186 amino acids. Lineage: Eukaryota; Metazoa; Arthropoda; Insecta; Lepidoptera; Cosmopterigidae. The record is from RefSeq and is a predicted model, not a curated record.